Messenger RNA from Salarias fasciatus (jewelled blenny), 5517 nucleotides. RefSeq names its product DENN/MADD domain containing 5A (gene dennd5a). Gene Ontology annotation, biological process: retrograde transport, endosome to Golgi. The coding region runs from base 143 to 4219 and encodes 1358 amino acids. Lineage: Eukaryota; Metazoa; Chordata; Actinopteri; Blenniiformes; Blenniidae. Gene Ontology annotation, cellular component: trans-Golgi network. The record is from RefSeq and is a predicted model, not a curated record. The transcript is spliced from 25 exons. Gene Ontology annotation, molecular function: small GTPase binding; guanyl-nucleotide exchange factor activity.
CUCCCUCCGCGCGUCGGUCGGUUGUGAUUUUCGGGCUUCGCAGCGGCGUCUCAUCGGUGAUGGCUGGCACAAAUCACGUCUCCGAGGCGCUUUAAUAUGCUCCGCGCUGCGGGAGUGACGGUAGCACCGGACCAGUCUCAAAAUGACCACCGGCUUCAGCUCCGGUUCCUGCCGGUUCGCAGAUUAUUUUGUGAUCUGCGGACUCGACACCGAAAGCGGGCUGGAACCCGACGAACUGUCCGCUUUAUGCCAGUAUAUAGAGGCUACUAAAUUCAGAGAUGGGGCCAGAGGAAAUUUGGCAAGUGCAAACAAAGGUGAGAAUUUUGAGCAGAGUCCAUUGCGGAGAACCUUUAAAUCCAAAGUUCUUGCACAUUAUCCAGACAAUGUCGAAUGGAAUCCAUUUGACCAAGAUGCAGUUGGCAUGCUUUGUAUGCCAAAGGGUCUAUCAUUCAGGACGCAGGUGGACUCCCGGGAGCCUCAGUUCCACUCCUUCAUCAUCACGCGGGAGGACGGCUCCCGCACCUACGGCUUUGCCCUCACCUUCUUCGAGGAGGUGACCAGUAAGCAGAUCUGCAGCGCCAUGCAGACUCUCUACCACAUGCACAACGCAGAGCAGUACGACAUCUUGCACACUCCCACCUCCCCGCCGGGGCCCGAGGACCAGCGGCACCAACACUCGCAGACCCGUCCCGUGCUGCACGCGGCGCCGUCCAUCUCCCGCCUGCAGCGCUUCAACUCGUACGACAUCAGCCGCGACACGCUGUACGUGUCCAAGUGCAUCUGCCUGAUCACGCCCAUGGCCUUCGCGCAGGCCUGCAGGAAGGUGCUGCAGCAACUCCACCAAGCCGUCUCCUGCCCCCAGCCCCCUCCCCUCCCCCUGGAGAGCUACAUAUACAACAUCCUUUAUGAGGUGCCCCUGCCGCCGUCCGGCCGCUCCCUAAAGUUCUCAGGCGUCUACGGGCCCGUGGUGUGCCAGAGGCCGAGCACAUCGGAGCUGCCGCUCUUUGACUUUGCCAUCAGUGAGAUGUUUAAUCUGCUCGGGGUGGAGAACGUUCUGCAGCUCUUCACCUGCGCCCUGCUCGAGAUGCAGAUCCUGCUCUACUCACAACAUUACCAGAGGCUGAUGACCGUAGCAGAGAGCAUCACGGCCUUAAUGUUCCCCUUCCAGUGGCAGCAUGUGUACGUUCCCAUCCUCCCGGCCUCCCUGCUCCACUUCCUGGACGCUCCGGUGCCGUAUCUCAUGGGGCUCCACUCCAACGGGCAAGACGACCGCACCAAACUAGAACUGCCCCAGGAGGCCAACCUGUGUUUUGUGGACAUCGAUAAUCACUUCAUCGAGCUGCCAGAGGAGCUGCCCCAGUUUCCCAACAAGCUGGAGUUCAUCCAGGAGAUCUCGGAGGUGCUCAUGUCUUUUGGCGUCUCUCCAGAGGGAAAUAUUCACUCCACCGACAGACAGACCAAGCUCCGCGGCUUCAGAUCAGUCGAUAUGGUCUCCGACAAGCGGAACGGCAACCUGUCGUCACCCCUCAACUCCUACCUGCUGAGGGAGAAUGAGACCAUCGCCAGGCUGCAGGCUCUGGUCAAGAGGACAGGAGUCAGCCUGGAGAAGCUGGAGGUGAGAGAGGACGCCGGCAGCGGGAAGGACGCGCAGGUUCAGUGCGACGAGGAGGAGCUGAAGAUGCACCAGCUCAACAUCCACGUGCGAGAAGUCUUCGCCAACCGCUUCACGCAGAUGUUCGCCGACUACGAGGUGUUCGUCAUCCAGCCCAGCCAGGACAAAGAGUCGUGGUUCACAAACCGAGACCAGAUGCAGAACUUUGACAAGGCUUCCUUCCUGUCGGACCAGCCCGAGCCGUACCUGCCCUUCCUGUCGCGCUUUUUGGAGACGCAGAUGUUCGCCUCCUUCAUCGACGGCAAGAUCCUCUGUCACGACGACGAAGACAAGGAGCACUCCCUGCGGGUGUUCGACUCCCGGGUGGAUAAGAUCCGGAUGCUGAACGUGCGCACGCCCACACUGCGAACCUCCAUGUACCAGAAAUGCACCAACAUCGAAGAAGCAGACAACCUGUUUAGAAAGCGAUAUGAAAAAGCUGAUUUUGUUGUCCCUGAACCUCACGCCAUUAGCCCGGAAACCGACAACACCAGCCACCAGAAAGCCAUAGAGAUGAGGGUGGCGAAGAUCGACCACACCGCCCUGCACCCCCACCUGCUGGACAUGAAGAUCGGUCAGGGGCGCUACGAGCAGGGCUUUUUCCCGCGCCUGCAGUCCGACGUGCUCUCCACCGGGCCCACCAGCAAUAAAUGGGCCAAGAGGAGUGCUCCUGCCCAGUGGCGGAGGAGGGACCGACAGAAGCAGCACGCUGAGCACCUUUAUUUAGACAACGACCAGAGAGAGCAUGUCGAGUGUUUGUUUCCGGAGCUGCAGCUCCUGCUGUUUCUUGACUACUACUGGCUCUCGCAGUCCUUCAAGCCCUGUCUAAAGUCGGUGACUGUGGAUGUGAAGUACAUCCAGGAAGCCAGAAACUUGGGCACGACCAUCAGGCAGCCUAAACUAUCCAACCUGUCGCCGUCUGUCAUCGCCCAGACCAACUGGAAGUUUGUGGAAGGAUUGCUGAAGGAGUGCAGGAACAAGACCAAGCGUAUGCUGGUGGAGAAGAUGGGCCGGGAGGCAGUGGAGUUGGGUCAUGGGGAAGUGAGCAUCACCGGCGUGGAAGAGAACACGCUGAUAGCUAGCCUCUGUGACCUGCUGGAGAGGAUCUGGAGCCACGGACUGCAGGUUAAACAGGGGAAAUCUGCCUUGUGGUCUCACCUGCUGCACUACCAGGACAGCAAGGAGAAGAAGAACGCAACUCCCGGUGGAUUAGGACCUCCUGGUUUAAUUCAUGACACUGAAAGACGGAAAUCCGAUGGGGGCAUGUCAGCAAUGCCUCCUCUGAAAGUCUCUCUGAUCCAGGACAUGAGACACAUUCAGAACAUAAGCGAGAUCAAGACAGACGUGGGCAAAGCCAGAGCCUGGGUCCGUCUCUCCAUGGAGAAGAAGCUGCUCUCCAGACAUCUGAAGCAGCUGCUGUCUGACCACGAGCUGACAAAGAAACUUUACAAGCGCUACGCCUUCCUGCGCUGUGAUGAUGAGAAGGAGCAGUUUCUUUACCACCUCCUGUCCUUCAACGCGGUCGAUUAUUUCUGUUUCACCAACGUAUUCACAACCAUCAUGAUCCCCUACCACGUGGUGGUUGUUCCCAGUAAGAAGCUGGGGGGCUCCAUGUUCACCGCCAACCCCUGGGUGUGUGUCUCCGGUGAGCUGGCAGAGACUGGAGUCCUGCAGGUCCCCAGAAACACUCUGGAGAUCACUUUCGAGUGCCAGAACCUGGGCAAACUCACCACAGUGCAGAUGGGUCACGAUAACACAGGGCUCUAUGCGAAGUGGCUGGUCGAGUGCGUUAUGGUCCGCAACGAGAUCACGGGACACACGUACAAGUUCCCAUGCGGCCGGUGGCUGGGGAAAGGCGUGGAUGACGGCAGUCUGGAGAGGAUCCUGGUGGGGGAGCUGAUGACCCCCAGCACAGAGAAUGACGAGCGGAUGUGCCGCACGCCACCGAUGCAGCAGUCCCCAGGGAUGAUGAGGAGAUUUGUUACCAUCUCACCAAACAGCAAACCAAAGUUAAACACAGGUCAGAUCCAGGAGGGAGUGGGAGAGGCCAUCAACGGGAUUGUGAAGCACUUCCACAAGCCGGAGAAGGAGAGAGGCAGUCUGACUCUUCUCCUCUGUGGGGAGUACGGCCUCGUCUGGGCUCUGGAGCAGGUUUUCCAGCACGGCUUCAAAUCACCUCGACUCUUUAAGAAUGUUUUCAUCUGGGACUUCUUAGAGAAGUCUCAAGUGUACUUUGAAAGUGCCGAGCAGCGACAGGCGACUCCAGAUGAAAACUGGCAGACCAGAGUGCGACACUUCUGCCGCUUCAUGCGCGCCAUCAACAGCACUUCCAGAAACAUUGGCAAGGAUGGAAAGUUCCAGAUGCUCGUCUGUUUGGGUGCACGGGACCAUUUGCUCCAUCACUGGAUCGCUCUGCUUGCAGACUGUCCGAUCACGGCUCAGAUGUACGAGGACACUGCACUGAUUAAGGACCGCACCUUGGUAAACUCUCUGAUCAGAGUGUUGCAGACUUUGCAAGAGUUCAACAUCACCCUGGAGGCUUCACUCGUCAAAGGCGUGGGUAUCUGAAACCAAACCAACUCCCCACCGGCUGUGCUCAACCAGGAAGGCCACUGCGGACCACUAAACAGAAUAACUGAACCUUUUAUAUGCAGGAACAGACUUGAACAAAGGACACUUUCUGGCUUAUAUUAAAGCUACUGUUACAUUUGCCAUAUAUUAAGUGCAAUGAGCCUUUCAAGAUAUGUUGUUAUUUUUAUCCUCAAUGAUGUUGCCAUUAGAUGUUAAAAAUAUGUUUUCUAUUAUGAACCAUGAUUUUCACAUUACUGAUGAUGAUGAUGAUCUACUUGUGCUAUAAUGUUUUAUUGAAAGCUAAAUAUUUUCAUUGUUAUCGUGAACUGCUGACAAUGGUUAUAUUUAAAGGAAAGUGAGGAACAAAACUGUUAAUAUAUUUUCAGAGAAAAACAGUAUUAUUUUGUUAAAUCAGUGAAGUUGCUUGCUCUGUUGUCAACUCAGAUUUCAAUGUCAUAACGCAGAGCUUAAAGCAAAUGAAGUAGAAGUAUGCUUUAUAAGUAUGUGUAUGACAGGGAGGUUUGUAGAGUGAAAGAUGAUUCACCCACAUUGGAAUAAAAAUGCUGUUAUAUUUGGACCGUUCCCUGACAAAAGACCAUGUAUGCAAAUGUUUUACAUCAAAGUGGCAAAAUUUUCCUUCUUGCAUGAUAAUUGGACUGUGUGGCUUCAGCCUGUAUCCAGUGAUGAACAUUACAUUCAGUUGGAUAAAGAAGAAAAAAAAAGAAGUGUUGCAGUCCUGAUACAAGUACUCCAAGAGCUGCUUGGACCCAGCUUUCUGUGCAAAGUGGAUCACAAUAACAGCCUUCAUCUAAAUACCUCCAAUUAGCCCUUACCCGUAACAUAGCCCCAGCCCUUAUAUACUACUUAUGUCUUCUUCCCCAAACAAAACAGUUUAAUGGUCUGAGUACACCUCGUCAUGAAGGCUCUUCAUGUGCGAAGCCAAAAGGACGAUGUCCCUUCUCCCGAUUUUUGUCGUCAUGAUUUCUUGCUAUGCAAUAUCCACAAGAGAAAACUGAUAUUAAUGGGCCAUCCCCUGUUACAUACAUUGAACUUUACUGUGCAGAAUAACAGAUUUGAUAUGUGAUGGACUUCUUUUCUGUGCCAACAUCUGAAAUGACUGUGUUGUACUCAUCUGUGUACAACCCACACAGGAGCAUCCGGGAAGAUAUAUAUUUUUGUUUUCCAAUACAGUUGUACAUUUAUUGACAUAGCUGUGUAAUGUAGUGUUUACUAAGUGAGCAACAGUGUACAGUGUAAAAACAUAUUAAGAAUAAAGCAUCUGUAAUGCAUUAAAA